CCUUUAAAAAAAAAGAAAUCCAGUCUUCUGGUUUUAAUAUGAAUAUAAAUGUAGGGCAAAGAUGUUAUCAACUCAAGCAUUUUCUUUUGUCAUAGAAAGUUUUUAAAGGGGGAAAAUUAGGGAUUUCUAUUAUGAAAAGAUAAAAAUUUACUCUGGGAGUCUGAAGGUAGACAAUUACAAGCUUAAGCCCAGCCUGGACAACUUCAUGAGACCCUGUCUCAAAAGGGCUGGUAAUGUAGCUCGGUGCAAAGGCCCUGGAUUCAAUCUCCAGUAUCAUAUAUGUAUGUACGUAUGCAUAUUAAAAAGAUACAGGGCAUAGGAAACAUUUAGUUUCACUUUGCCGUUAUUAGAUAUUCUCUAUCUGAUUGUUAUAAAUUAUUCAUUUCCUCAGAGAGAGAAUAAAUUGGCUGGGGAUGCAUUCUUGUGCUAUGCACUUUCUCUGCUGAAGGUUAGCACUGAGCUGUAGGAGCCAUGAGAGUGCUUCUGCUUUGGGGGCUGCUAGCUCUGGGAGCUGUGAAUGUUCAUCCCAGCCCCAUGGGAAGUUCCAUGAGGACAGUGGUGAAAGAGACCUUGACUCUGCUUUCUAUUCAUCAGACUCUACUGAUAGGCAAUGAGACCCUGAGGAUUUCUGUUCCUGCACAUAAAAAUCACCAACUAUGCAUUGAAGAAAUCUUCCAGGGAAUAAACACAUUGAAGAAUCAAACCACACAAGGGGAUGUUUUAGAAGAACUAUUCCAAAACUUGUCUUUAAUUAAAAAACACAUCGACCUCCAAAAACAAAAAUGUGGGGAAGAACAGCGGAGGGUAAAGCAGUUCUUAGAUUACCUGCAAGAGUUUCUUACUGUCAUAAAUACUGAAUGGACAAUGGAAGGCUGAGACUAAACUGGCUGAUUGUAUCCAAAGAUGUGGGGUUUUGCGGGGGAGUUUUUGGUACCGGGGAUCGAACUCAGGACCUUGUGUUUGCCAGCCAGGCACAGCGCUACUGAGCUAAAUCUCGGGCCCUCAAACUUAUUUUUGAACAGAUAUUAACAGGAAAAUUAAACUUAUUAAU
Messenger RNA from Heterocephalus glaber (naked mole-rat), 1051 nucleotides. It is a transcript of the gene Il5, whose product is annotated as interleukin 5. Gene Ontology annotation, biological process: immune response. Gene Ontology annotation, molecular function: growth factor activity; interleukin-5 receptor binding. Lineage: Eukaryota; Metazoa; Chordata; Mammalia; Rodentia; Bathyergidae. The record is from RefSeq and is a predicted model, not a curated record. Gene Ontology annotation, cellular component: extracellular region.